AUGUGGCUGAGGAAGGAAGGAUUCCUGGAUCGAGUGGCUAAGUGGUGGGCAGAAGCUCCACAAAGAUAUGGAAAUAAAUCUUUUAUUUUCUUUAAAAUGUUACAGUACAUCAAAGAGAAAUUAAAGCAAUGGAAUGGGGAAGUUUUUAAAAAUAUCUUUACUGAGAAGUUUAGAUUAGAGAAGGAAUUAGGGGACUUACAUCAAAAAGUGAUUGAAGGGGGAAUGAGAGAGGAUGAGUUCAAGAAAGUGAAAGAUCUUAACAAGGAAUACUCGGAGGUGUUAUCUAGAGAGGAAGUCUUUUGGAGGAAUAAAUCUAGAGAAACAUGGUUGAAGGAAGGGGAACGCAACACAAAGUUCCUUCACAAUUUAGUCAAAGUAAGGAGAGCAAGUAAUAAGAUUUAUUCCAUUAAGAAUGCUAAUGGUAUAGUUCUCACAAAGAAGGAGGAUAUAUGUUCUGAAGUUGUUCGCUUUUUUUCAAGCCCCCUUGUCAAUAAUUUUCAAGACUCUCAGAGGGAUGAUAUCUUAAUUGUGACCCUGACUACAAUCACAGAUGCUAAAAAUUCUUUUAUAACAAGAGGACUAACAAUGGAGGAAGUGAGAGUAGCAUUGUUUAGCAUGGGAGCGGAUAAAGCUUUGAGGUAG
Molecule: messenger RNA, 642 nt
Organism: Cryptomeria japonica (Japanese cedar)
Lineage: Eukaryota; Viridiplantae; Streptophyta; Pinopsida; Cupressales; Cupressaceae
Exons: 1
Coding region: 1-642 (213 amino acids)
Source: RefSeq, a predicted model, not a curated record